Molecule: messenger RNA, 507 nt
Organism: Lasiosphaeria miniovina
Lineage: Eukaryota; Fungi; Ascomycota; Sordariomycetes; Sordariales; Lasiosphaeriaceae
Exons: 2
Coding region: 1-507 (168 amino acids)
Source: RefSeq, a predicted model, not a curated record
AUGGACCCGUUUAGUAUCACAGCCGGCGUCGUCGGCAUCCUCGGACCAACGCUGCACUGUGUUCGGCUCUUGGUAAAGGACCUACAAAACAUUGUCGACGCGCCUGAUGCCGUUACGGUGCUUACCAACGAUCUGCAAUCAGUGGGCCUUGCUCUCGCUUCGGUGCAGGCAGUUACGGACUCGCAAUGGAAAUUGCUGGGCGAGGCCGUUACUGUCCAGUCGAGAGCUACGAUAACUUCCUGCAGAACUUCCUGCGAAAGGUUCAAGACCUCUCUCGGUCGCUGGACCCGGCAUAGCACGGAUGGAACGCUCUCCUGGCGAGACCGCGCAACCCUGGGCGUCUUUAGACAGGGCCACAUCAAAUCCAUGUCGGAGCAGCUUCAGAACUGCAACAUCACGCUGACUUCUAUAGCGAGCAUUGCAACCUUGUAUACACAGCUCCCUCCAGCAGACGCAAGCGGCCGAAGAGAUCAAGAUGAUGAUAUCAACGAAGGAGACGGCGGUUAA